AGUCAAAGCUCUGCGCUCUGUGGUUAAAAUUGAAUUAAUUUUUGUUUACAUGGUUGGUAAUUUUUAAUAAAUUAUUUUACAUAUCUUCAAUCAAUUAUGUGAUAAACAGGAAUAACCCCCCUUAGUUAGUAGCAGACAGGAAUUGAGUGUUAAUGUUAGUUAAUACAAAAAAAUAUUUCCCAACAACAAAUUCUUUUCAAAAUGGGACGAAAUAAAAUGAUAGCGAAGAGCUGCCCUAAAUGUGAGAUGCAGGUAGCCGUGGCAUCCAAAUCAUGUAAAUGUGGACAUACAUUUUUUGCAUCUCGUCGCGCUGCGGACUCACUGCCUGCUGUAGAAGAUACAAAACGGAGAACUGGCAGAGUCAGACGGUCCCAGCCACAGUUUUACGACGCACAACACUAUCAGAAGCAAAAGCGAAAGUCACCCAAGAAGAGGUCUUUGUCGAAGAACUAUGGCGAUGAAGAUUACAAAAUCAAAGGAAAGAUUGAAAGCACAACCGCCCGAGCUCGUCGCAGGAGGGCCCUCCGUCGCGCUAAAAGGGAGCCCCUCCAAGCUGACCGCACAAGGGACCCUACGCCGCAACUUCGCCCCUCACAGCUGACGCGUUGCAAACUCAUACUGUCAGAGAUUAAUAGGAAAAUUGGAGCUGUGCAAUGGCAACCUCCCGCUGAUCCGUAGAAGACGCAAAAAACAAAUUACAAUAGGAUAUUUGCAGUGGCGUGCACAGGGUUUUUGACCAGUUCCC
This is a messenger RNA of Pararge aegeria (speckled wood butterfly), 745 nucleotides long. RefSeq names its product UPF0547 protein C16orf87-like. The record is from RefSeq and is a predicted model, not a curated record. The transcript has 4 exons. Bases 202 to 678 code for a protein of 158 amino acids. NCBI's taxonomy places the organism in Eukaryota, Metazoa, Arthropoda, Insecta, Lepidoptera, Nymphalidae.